UAGCAGGCUGUCAGAAUGGCCGGUCCCGUGCUCCCGAGGUCUCUGCUCCGGGCCGUGAAUGACCUGCUGCGGAAGAGGAGAUACCGGGCGGCGCUGGCCGUGCUGAAGGGAUUCCGCAAUGGGGUCAGAUAUGGAGCUAAGAUCCGGGCCCCGCACGCGCUGGUGAUGACGUUCCUGUUUAAACGCGGAAGUAUAAGAGAGAAGCUGACCGCCAUCUUACAAGCGACAUUCACACAUUCCCGCAAUCUGGCGUAUUUCGUCUUCACGUAUAAGAGUCUAUUGGCUGCUCAAGAGAAAAUACAUGGAAGCAAAUGGCAAUUUCACUCCUUCCUGGCGGCCUGCGUGGGGGGAUGGUUGGUGUUCGGUGAGAAUAAUCACAUCAAUAGCCAGAUAAACAUGUACUUACUGUCCCGUGUCCUCUUCGGUCUGUCCAGACUGGCGGUGGAGAAAGGCUUCAUCCCCGAACCCAAACACGACGUCUUCCCCCUCUUCUCCGCCGCCGUGUGGGGUUUUGUGCUGUGGCUCUUUGAAUACCACCGACACACCCUCCAGCCAUCUUUACAGUCCUCCAUGACUUAUCUGUACGACGACAGCAACAUCUGGCACGACAUCUCCGACUUCCUGAUCUACAACAAAGCCGAGCCGGCCAAAUAGUGCGUUACCGGGAGGGGUGGGGGCCUCCGACUACGGCCAUCACGGGCCGGGAAAAAUCAGGGAUUGAAGCGGGAGAAGGGAGAACGAUCCGACGCUAAAGGCAAAGUUUCGCUAUAUUGAAAUGGACAGACAGGUGAUAGCACACCUACGCGAUUCCGGCGCACGCGCCGGAAUCACGUCUGAGGGUCUCCUAGGUGUGCUAUUACCUGUCUGUCCGUUUCAAUAUAGCGAAACUUUGCCUUUAGCGCCGGGUCCUUCUCCCUCUGAAGUAUUGCACUGACUGGGUGGAGGAUGCGGGCAUCAGGGUAGCGGUAAACCGGACUGUCACUUGUUCCAUACACAUUGAAGCGGGAGACCUCAUUGAAUGAAUGAUGCCGAUCUCUCACAUUGGCGCCAUUGCAGACAUAAUGGUGGUUGAUUUACUAACGUGAUCCCGACUCUUCUUUUGUCGGGUUUUGCGCCCAAAUUGUCACCAAUUUGCAAACAAAAAAAAACCUUCAUUUUACAAGGAGAAAAAAAAACUUUAAAAAAAAUCUGGAAAGGGGGCGUGACAAUUGGGAAAAGUGGGUGUGGUCCUGACAAAAGGGGCGUAUCCCCGACAGUUUUGAAAAAUCCCAACAUAUUUAGUAAGGUUAUCACAGAAAAUGUGGUGGAUUUGAGCUGAGGGAAAAAUCCGACAGAUCAGAAAAGUUGUGUAAAAAAAAAAAUAAAAAAAAUAUAUAUAAAAAAAAAACGUAGGGAAAAGUGCGAAACCUUAGUAAAUACCUUGAGAAAAUACCUGUCGGAAAUCCCAAACCCACGAAGAAAGCUACACGCCACUCUUAGUAAAUAAACCCCAAUAUGUGCCGUCACAUCUCUAUUAUCUGUUACUAUUGGGGUAGCAAGGUUCUGGAUUAUCGAAUAUCCUUAACCUCAGGUGGUAAUCGUAACCCAAGGUUAAAGGGGUACUCCGGUAAAAAAAAACUAUAUAUUUUUUUUUAUAUCAACUGGCUCCAGAAAGUUAAACAGAUUUUUAAAUGACUUCUAUAUAAAAAUCUCAAUCCUUCCAGUACUUAUCAGCUGCUGUAUGCU
Messenger RNA from Hyla sarda, 1725 nucleotides. It is a transcript of the gene PXMP4, whose product is annotated as peroxisomal membrane protein 4. The record is from RefSeq and is a predicted model, not a curated record. Gene Ontology annotation, cellular component: peroxisomal membrane. NCBI's taxonomy places the organism in Eukaryota, Metazoa, Chordata, Amphibia, Anura, Hylidae.